Messenger RNA from Pseudovirgaria hyperparasitica, 1857 nucleotides. RefSeq names its product DUF185-domain-containing protein. Lineage: Eukaryota; Fungi; Ascomycota; Dothideomycetes; Acrospermales; Acrospermaceae. The coding region runs from base 207 to 1736 and encodes 509 amino acids. The transcript is spliced from 4 exons. Gene Ontology annotation, biological process: mitochondrial respiratory chain complex I assembly. The record is from RefSeq and is a predicted model, not a curated record. Gene Ontology annotation, molecular function: protein-arginine omega-N symmetric methyltransferase activity. Gene Ontology annotation, cellular component: mitochondrion.
GUCAUCGCGUCGUGUCGUGCAGAUGGAUGCACGCGAAGCUUGUCCGUUUGCUAGAGUGGCACCUAGUAUCUUUAUAUGUUUUACUCGCAUUCCAAGACAAUAGGCUUACCUGUUGAUUCAAUCCGUGCCAAGGUGUUCAGCACUUCAUGUUUGCUGGUGGCAAUCCGCGCAUUCAACUAUAGCUCCUAGAGAGGCAGAAGACUACAAUGCGCUCCUCGCAUCAGAUCGCUUCUUCUGUCUUCUCGUUGGUGGCACGCAGAUCACAGAGAUCAACACAAUGCUCUCGUAUCUGCAGGAGAUGGCUAUCGUCGGAAUUCAAGAAUCGGCAAUGGUCGACUCCGUUAGCAAAGAUGCUUGCCAACGCCAUUGAGGCUACGGGUCCAAUCACAGUUGCUGCAUACAUGCGUCAAGUUCUUACAUCCCCGGACGGAGGCUAUUACACGAGCCAGACUGAGACUGGGCGAGACCAAUUUGGCCAAAAGGGGGACUUUGUGACAUCGCCUGAGAUAUCACAGAUAUUUGGAGAGCUCAUUGGACUAUGGUUCUUGACAGAAUGGAUGUCCCAAGGAAAGAGAAGCUCGGGGGUCACCAUAAUGGAGAUGGGGCCCGGCAGAGGGACACUCAUGAACGAUAUGCUACGGACGAUACAAAACUUUGAGCCGAUGGCAUCUAGUAUCGAGGCGAUAUAUCUGGUUGAGGCAAGCCCAAUAUUACGCGAGGCGCAGAAGCAGUUGCUCUGUGGGGAUGCGACAAUGCAAGAGAAUGACAUCGGCUUCGAAAGCCAGAGCAAACAUUUGGAGGGGGUCAAGGUCAUAUGGACCGAGGACGUCCGCCUGUUACCGAAAGAUGCAAACGAGUCACCGUUCAUCGUAGCGCACGAGUUCUUUGAUGCUCUUCCAAUCCACGUCUUUCAAAGUAUCGAACAGACUGCUGAUCAUGGAGAUAAUGUCACUGCCCAUGAACGGCCUGGUACUCCCACGACAGGGCAAUUGAAAGGGCCGACGCGUCAAUGGCGAGAGUUGGUGAUAUCGCCUACGGCUGACCCAGAUCCUUUGGCGCCAGACCUGGCCAAGCAACUUCCGGAAUUCGAGCUAUCAGUAUCGAAGAAACAUACACCACACAGCCUUUAUUUACCAGAAACAUCGCAACGCUACAAGGCACUGAAGCACGUCAAAGAUGCAAUAAUCGAAAUUAGUCCCGAAUCUUUGGCAUAUGUAUCAGAAUUUGCCACGCGCAUAGGUGGCUCCGAUACUCAGGAAGCGCUGAAUAGUGCUAAAGCACAAGCUUUCUCGAAACCUACAGCUUCUGGAGCGGCCCUGAUACUCGACUACGGUACCAUGGAUACGAUACCAACAAACUCUCUACGCGGUAUCAGACAUCAUGAGCGCCUCUCUCCUCUUGCUUCUCCUGGCGCUGUCGAUGUCAGUGCAGAUGUUGAUUUUGUCGCCCUUGCGAAUGCAGCCCUGGGCGCCAGCCCUAACGUCGUGGUUCAUGGUCCUAUGGAGCAAGGGACUUGGCUAGGUGCCAUGGGUAUUCAGACGCGUGCGGAGAUGCUGAUGACGAAGGCGCAGAGUGAGGAGGAGAAGAGAAGGAUAGAAACAGGCUGGAAGAGGUUAGUAGACAGGGGUCCACAAGGAAUGGGCAAGAUAUAUAAGGCCAUGGCGAUUAUACCAUCCAUUGAAGGAGAUGCUACAACGCGGAGGCCUGUAGGGUUCGGCGGCGAUAUUUCAGUAUAGAAACGUAGCGGACUCCCUCGCAUCGUCAUGUACAACUACUGCACUCACAGCCACAUGCAUCCAAGAGGAGAGCCAAGAAAUUUCACUCUUGGCAUGAGUAUAAUUGAACCUCCUAUGGUCU